This is a messenger RNA of Telopea speciosissima, 8688 nucleotides long. RefSeq lists its product as uncharacterized. The record is from RefSeq and is a predicted model, not a curated record. The transcript is spliced from 14 exons. Bases 87 to 8525 code for a protein of 2812 amino acids. Gene Ontology annotation, molecular function: ATP binding; protein binding; helicase activity. Lineage: Eukaryota; Viridiplantae; Streptophyta; Magnoliopsida; Proteales; Proteaceae.
UGGAGAAGGCUUCAGUUAAGAAGAAGGGAAAGCUUACAGACAGAGAGUUGAUUGAUUUGGUGUUUUCAUGGAAACUAGAAGAUGUCAUGAACGAAGAGCUUUACAAGGAUCAAGUGGAAAAUAUUCCAGAAUCUUUUCUGUCAGUUGAGCAUUAUCUUGGGUCUUUUGUGUCCCCUUUAUUAGAGGAAACACGUGCUGCAUUAUGUGCAAGCAUGGAGGUAAUUUCAGAGGCGCCACGAGCAGAAGUAACCUCCCUUGCAGAGUCUAAGCCUUAUGGGUCACUCUUAUAUGAGAUCAAUGUUGACUCUUGGAAGAACAAGUUGAGAUCAGGUGGCAAGGAAGCAUACGCAACUAAGCCUGGGGAUAUUUUUGUCUUUUCAGAUAUAAUACCUGAAACUGUUUCUGAUUUACAAUGUUAUGGAAGGUCAUGGACUUUUGCUCUAGUCACUAAAGCUCCUGACAAUGAACAAUCAGAAGACGACUCAGCUAUUUAUUUAAAAGUUAAGGCUUCUAAGGCUAUUGAAGUCAAAGAGGGGAUGCAGAAUUCACUUUAUGCACUUUUUCUGAUAAAUUUAACAAGAAGCAGUAGAAUUUGGGCUGCUUUGAAAGGGAUAAGAAACUUGAAGGUUAUCGAGAAUAUUCUUGGUGACAAUCUUAAGGCAGAGCAUUUCUGCAAUAUCUGUUCUCUUUGGAAUGAAAGAUUUGAGAAGGGCAUAUUACCAGAGUUGAAUGAGUCCCAAACCAACGCAGUACUACAAUCUAUUUUGGCAAUGCAGUGCAAUCACAAGUGUUUUGUUAAGCUUAUCUGGGGUCCUCCAGGAACAGGAAAAACAAAAACAGUCAGUUCAUUGCUUUGGAGUGCCUUAAGAAUGAAGUGCAGAACUGUGACAUGUGCUCCAACAAACAUUGCAGUUAUGGAGGUGGCCUCACGUGUCCUUAUGCUGGUUAGAAGUUUCAGGCAAACUGAAUAUGGAGUGAAUAUCACAUGUUGUCCCUUGGGGGAUGUGCUGUUGUUUGGAAAUAAGGAACGCUUGGAAGUGGGUUAUGAUCUUGAGGAAAUAUUUCUGGAUUAUCGGGUGGAAAGGCUUGUGGAAUGCUUUGGACUAACUGGGUGGAAGCAUCGCUUUACAUCCAUGAUAGAUUUUCUUACAAAUUGUGUUCUACAGUACAAUAUUUACUUGGAAAAUGAACUAAGACAGGUCCAUAAAGAUUCGAAGGAGAACAAAACCAACAAAGAUGUGCUGUCAUUUCUUGAUUUCACUAGGGAACGAUUCAAGGCAGUUGCACAACCACUACGAGGAUGUGUCAUGUCAUUAUCCACUCAUCUGCCCAAACAUAUCAUCUUGCCACAGAUUUUCCAAUGCAUGACUUCUUUGCUUUAUUUGCUGGAGUCCUUUGAAAGUCUGUUGUUUCAAGCUGAUGUGGUUGAGAAAGAGCUUCAAGAACUCUUUUUAGAUUCAGAAGAUGUUGGGAUGGCAACACCUCCUUUGGUUAAACUUGAGCAUCAAUGGAUUAAUUGUUCCAAAUCAGACAUUUUGUUGAAGAUCAAAAACCAGUGCCUCUGUACUCUAAGAUCUCUACAUGAUUCUCUCAUGAAUCUUGAUCUGCCCCAAUCUACGAGCAAAGAUUCAAUAAGAAAGCUAUGUUUUCAAUCUGCUUCUUUAAUUUUCUGCACAGCAUCAAGUUCACAUAAGUUGCAUUCUUUAGAAAUGGAGCCUCUGAAUUUACUAGUUAUUGAUGAAGCUGCUCAGUUAAAGGAAUGUGAAUCAACAAUACCAUUACAACUCCCAGGCAUACGGCAUGCUAUUCUCAUUGGUGAUGAGUGUCAGCUUCCUGCAAUGGUUGAAAGCAAGUUAUCUAGUGAAGCUGGUUUUGGAAGGAGUCUGUUUGAGAGAUUGAGUUUACUCGAGCAUCCAAAGCACCUUCUUGAUAUGCAGUAUAGGAUGCAUCCUGAAGUCAGUAUUUUUCCAAAUGCAAAGUUCUACUGCAACCAGAUUUUGAAUGCACCAAGUGUUCAAGACAAAAGUUAUGAGAAACACUAUCUUCCUGGAUCUAUGUAUGGCCCUUACUCAUUCAUAAAUAUCCGUGAUGGAAGAGAGAUAUUGGAUGAUGUUGGACAUAGUCGAAAAAAUCUGGUGGAGGUAGCUGUUGUUGUAAAAGUAUUGCGGAAUCUUUUUAAAGCAUGGGAUGCCUCAAGACAGAAGCUUAGCAUUGGUGUUAUUUCUCCAUACAAUGCUCAAGUUGCUGCAAUUCAAGAGAAACUUGGAGGGAUAUUUGGGAAACACAGUAACUUCGAGGUGAAAGUGAAUUCUAUUGAUGGUUUCCAGGGAAGUGAGGAAGAUAUCAUAGUAAUCUCUACUGUUAGAUCCAAUAGUUGGGGGUCAAUUGGGUUCUUGUCUAAUCUACAGCGAGCGAAUGUCGCUUUGACGAGGGCCAAGCAUUGCCUUUGGAUUUUAGGAAAUGAAAAAACUCUGAUCAACAGUGGAUCUAUCUGGUCUGAAUUAGUCAACGAUGCCCAAAGGCGUCAGUGUUUUUUCAAUGCUGAUGAUGACAAAGAUCUGGCUAAAGCAAUAUUGCAGGUUAAGCAAGAGCUUGACCAGUUAGAUGAUUUACUUAAUGCGGACUCGACACUUUUCAAAAAUGCGAGGUGGAAGGUUCUCUUCAGUGAAAACUUCAGGAAAUCAUUUGGGAAACUGAUAUCGACGCAAAAAAAGAAAUCAGUUAUUAAUUUAUUGUUGAAGCUCUCAUGUGGAUGGCGCCCCAAAAAAUCAAAGAUAGACCCCAUUUGUGAAAGUUCUGUACAGCUUGUUAAACAGUUUAAGGUUGAAAAUUUGUAUAUUAUUUGUUCUGUUGAUAUUAUGAAAUAUGAAAGCUACUUGCAAGUUUUGAAGGUUUGGGAUAUUUUACCUCUAGAGGAGAUUCCAAAACUGGUUAAACGUUUGGAUAACAUCUUUGCUCCAUUGACAGAUGAUUUUGUCAAUCGCUGUAAAGUGAAAUUCAUGAAUGGGGAUUUGGAAGUGCCCAUGACCUGGCCAAGCUCUGAUAACAUUGUUCGGAGUAGGAAUAUAUGCUGUACAAACCUUCAAAAGAUUUCAAAUGAUGACGACAUUGAUGGUAGAAGCUAUGUUGAAAAUUCAAGGGUGAGCGAGAGUUUGCUACUGAUGAAAUUCUACUCAUUAUCAUCUGGUGUUGUUGGGCAUCUUCUCUCUGGAGAUGAUGGUAGAGAACUUGAUCUUCCAUUUGAAGUAACAGAUCAGGAGCGGGAGAUUAUUCUUUUCCCUAGUACCACAUUCAUCCUUGGAAGGUCUGGAACAGGGAAAACAACUGUGUUGACCAUGAAGUUGAUUCAAAAGGAGCAACAGCAAUACCUUUCCUCUGAAGGACAAUCUGAAUUGAAGUUCGACACAAGUAAGGAUGUUCACAAGACAAAUGAGAUUGUGAAGGGUGUUGGAGAAGCCAGCGGGACUGUCUUGUGUCAGGUGUUUGUCACUGUUAGCCCCAAAUUAUGUUCUGCUGUCAAGAAGCAAAUUUCUCAGUUGAAAAGCUUUAUCUGUGGAGGAAGUUUUUCAGAAGCUAAGUCAAUCGAUAUGCAUGAUAUUGAUGACAUAAAUGUCUCCAGGGAUAUUCCUGAUUGUUUCCGUAAUGUCCCACCUACUUCCUGCCCUCUAGUCAUACCUUUUCAGAAAUUUCUUAUGAUGCUUGAUGCAAGCAUGGAAAACUCAUUUUUUGAUAGAUUUCGUGAUGCAAAUAAAUUUUCGCUGGGUACAACUGGAACUUUUAAUUCAGUUGCAUUACAGGCCUUCAUAAGAACAAAGGAGGUUAAUUAUGACAGGUUCAAUUCAUUAUACUGGCCACAUUUUAAUAGUCAGUUAACCAAGAUGUUGGAUUCUUCCAUAGUGUUUACUGAGAUAAUUUCCCACAUAAAAGGUGGAAUGUGUGCAGGCAGGGCAGAAGAUGGUAGACUCAGCCGGGAGGAUUAUGCUGCCCUGUCUGAAGGCCGGGUGUCCAUCUUAAAUAGAGAAAGGAGAGAGGUAAUUUAUGAUAUAUUUCUUGAUUAUGAAAAGAAGAAGCUUAUGAAUGGUGAGUUUGACUUGGCUGAUUUAGUCAUUGAUCUUCAUCACCGAUUGAGAGAUGGAAGCUAUGAAGGUGAGGAAAUGGACUUGGUCUAUAUUGAUGAGGUUCAAGAUCUAACCAUGAGGCAGAUUGCACUUUUCAAAUAUAUAUGCAAAAAUUCUUCUGAUGGCUUUGUUUUCGCUGGUGAUACUGCCCAAACUAUUGCCAGGGGGAUUGAUUUCAGAUUCCAAGAUAUAAGAUCACUGUUCUUCAAAGAGUUCCUUUUGGAAUCAGCAAGUGAUAGCAAUGAGAGAGGGAAAAGAAGUAGCCAGCCACGUGUCUCGGAGAUUUUCCAUUUAAACCAAAACUUCCGUACCCAUGCUGGUGUUCUCAAUCUUGCACAGAGUGUGAUUGACCUUUUAUAUCGUUUCUUUCCUCACUCUAUUGAUGUUUUAAGCCCUGAGACAAGUCUUAUAUAUGGAGAAGCUCCUGUGUUGCUUGAAUCUGGAAAUGAUGAAAAUUCAAUCCUAACUAUUUUUGGCAAUAGUGGACCAAAUGCUGGAAGUAUGAUUGGCUUCGGAGCUGAGCAGGUCAUAUUGGUACGUGAUGAUUCUGCAAAGAAGGAAGUCUCUGACUAUAUUGGAAAACAAGCUCUUGUUUUAACAAUACUUGAGUGCAAAGGACUUGAGUUUCAGGAUGUACUGCUAUACAACUUUUUUGGCACAUCUCCUUUGAAAAAUAAGUGGAGAGUUGUGUACGAGUAUAUGAAAGAACAGGAUAUCCUUGAUCCCUCUUCACCAAAAUUUCCAUGUUUCAAUGUCACAAAACACAAUGUUCUUUGCUCUGAAUUGAAGCAAUUAUAUGUGGCUAUCACUCGUACAAGGCAAAGAUUGUGGAUCUGUGAGAACAUUGAGGCGUUGUCCAGGCCUAUGUUUGAUUACUGGAAAAAGUUGUGCCUAGUUCAAGUUAGGCAACUUGAUGGUUCACUUGCACAAGCAAUGCAAGUUGCAAGCAGCAAAGAGGAGUGGCGUUUACGCGGCAUCAAGCUAUUUAAUGAGGACAAUUUUGAGAUGGCUACAAUGUGCUUUGAAAGAGCUGGAGACACAUACAGGGAGAAAUGGGCUAAAGCAGCUGGUCUUCGAGCUGCUGCUGACCGCAUGCAUGGCUCUAAUUCUGAAAUGCGGCGUACUGCUCUUUUAGAAGCUGCAGAGAUUUAUGAAACAAUUGGUAGAGCUGAGUCUGCUGCCAAGUGUUUUUGUGAGUUGGAGGAAUUUAAAAGAGCAGGUAUGAUUUAUAUGGAGAAAUGUGGGGAAUCAAGGCUUGAGAUUGCUGGCGACUGUUUUUCCUUGGCAAAAUGUUGGAGUCUUGCUGCUGAUGUAUAUGCUAGGGGCAACAAUUUCUCAAAGUGCUUAGUUGCUUGCACCAAUGGAAAACUCUUUGACAUGGGACUGCGCUUCAUUGAAUGUUGGAAUGAAAAUUCAACUCCUGCCAUUGAUAUGGUUGCAAAAAGUCAAGGAUUGGAUGAAAUCGAACAAGCUUUCCUCGAGAAUUGUGCAAGUUACUAUCAUGAGCUUAAAGAUACAAAAAGUAUGAUGAAGUCUGUGAGGGAAUUUAACUCUAUUGAUUCAAUUCGCACUUUCUUGAGGUCACGGCAUUACCUCACUGAGCUUAUGCUGUUGGAGGAAGAACUUGGGAAUUUUUUUGAAGCUGCCAGCAUUGCAAAGCUGAAAGGUGAUAUUCUUUUUGAGGCUGAUAUGCUAGGUAAGGCUGGAUAUUUUGAAGAUGCAUCGAGGCUGAUUCUCUUUUAUGUCAUUGGGAUGUCUCUUUGGGGAUCUGGAAGCAAAGGCUGGCCACCAAACCAUUUUCUUCAGAUGGAAAAUCUCUUAAUGAAAGCCAAGUUGAUUGCGAAAGAUAAAUCAGAAUUCUUCUAUGGGAUGGUCAGCGUGGAAGCAACCAUAUUAUUAAACCAGGAGGGCAGCUUGUUAGAAAUGGAAGAAUCCUUAAGUGCUUCCCAUGAAUGCAGAAGUUUAUUAGGUGAAUAUUUCUGUACUCGGAAGAUUCUUGAUCUUCAUUUUCGGCCAGAACCCUCUAAAUAUGAGUGGGAACAGGAAGUCCUCCUGGAUCAGAAGAAUCAUGUGUAUAACACCAUUUGCAGGAACCAGGUCUCUAUUGAAACACUAGUUUAUUUUUGGAACUUUUGGAAGGGCAUGGUUGUAAACAUAUUUCAUUACCUCCAGUCUAUUGGAUCACCCCUCCAUAAGAAUGAAUAUAUGGACCAUGGACAGCUUUGUUUCGAUUAUUUGGGUGUCCGAAAGCAGGAAAAUAAUCAUGAUAUACUCCACCUUUUGCUCAACUCUGAUGCAUAUUGGGUCAAGGAAAUUGAUGAAAGAACACUUUGGAGAAAUGCGAACUUGGUUGGUCUCAAUCUGAAGCAGUUUGUUUCUGCUGCUAGGAGCCACUGGUGUUCAGAAGUGUCCUUUAUCGGUAUUAAAGUAUUGGAAAGACUGGAAGCCCUUUAUAAUUUCGCUAGGCGCAAUUUUUUCCCAAUAUUUUGCCAAGAGAUUGUUGUCCUCCACAUGUAUGAAGUAUCACAAUUUUUAGUUGAGUCAGACUUUCUGGUACGGAAACACCGGUUACGUGAACUUCAGAAGUUCCUUGCGUCAUGUAGAGAGCGCUUCUUGAAUAUUCUAUUCCCCCAGGACUGGAGGCAAGCAAUGACAGAGAAUUUGAUUGCCUUGAGGGAGACCUCGCCUUUUAGGGAUUUACUUAAAGAUGUUAUAAUUGAUAACAUCAAUUUGAAGGGUAGGCCAACAUAUGGGCAAUUUGGGAGGGUGGUGAUGCUGAUCUUUGUAUCUGGAGAUCUAACAGAUGAACUGUAUCAGAUGAUCGCAAACCGAUUUUGUGUGCAGGCGCCUUGGAGAGCAUUCAUUGAGGAGUUGAAAGAAAACAAGGGGUCAGGAUUUGCACGGAUUUCUCUAGUCCACAGGCUUCAACAUGCUCUGGAAGAUGCUUUCAGAGUGACCUGGAACAUGGAAUCUGACUAUAUGUCACCUCACUGUUACAUAUAUCUUGUUGAGCGCCUUUUGUAUUGGGCAUCUUCUUGCCAAAGAUAUUUUUUCACAACGAAAUCUUCUAUUAUUGAGUCGCUCGCUUGCCAAGAGUGGAAUGCUAAGUCAAGCAUUCGUCGGUCUACUGAUGUGCAUGCAUCAUUGGAAAAUUCUUAUGAUUUUAUUGCUGGACAAAUCGCGCAACUUCUUUUUGACAAGCGCGUGACAUUUGAAUGGCUUAAGAAGUCCAACUUCACCGUCAAGGACUAUUAUCCAGUUUUUGUGUUAAGAUUGAUUGUAGUGAUUAGUUUAGUUUGUCUUAACCGUCGGAGGCAUUUUGGUUUACUUUAUAAACUGCUAAGUAGGAAUGACAUUAUCCGUGAGCUACCUCAUGCAUUCUAUGGGAUACUUCAGGGAAGACGGAAGCAUAAUUUUUCUUAUGUGCUAGCUGAAGCACUUAAAACUAUUGAGAAUCCCCUUGUACUGAUUUCAGGAGGUAAUUGUACAGAAAUUUUAUGUUCAGAUGCUAUACAUGUAGAUAUGGGGGCCAUCCAAUGCAGAGAGGAUUUAUUAAGAGUUUUAUACCCUAAGAGUUUGGAAGAUGUGGAAAGUCAAAUUUGUUCUGUUGAAGCAGAAAGGAUUAUUUCAUGUAAUCAAGAUCUUUCUUCAGAGAGAACUGAUCAAAAGAAUAUUGCUGAACCUCCAUCUCAGUCUAGGUUAGCUGUGAAUGUAGAUGAGGGGAACAAUGUUAAACUUUCUUCUGCCGCUGAGUUAGGUGGAAAGGUGGAUCCAAUCAUUGAGGGGGAAGAUGAAAAUGAAAAAAAUGAUCUGCAAAUGAUAUAUCAGCAUUUUUGGAAAACUUUUGAAGAUUAUGGGAAUGCUACAAGCUUGGCUUCUAAAAUCCCACAGAUCAAGGUGUCAGUGAAGGAAUCUAUUUGCAUUAUGGAGUUCGCUAUAACCCAACUGGGGCAGAAGAAUAACUAUCCAAAUGAAGAUUUAAAAUUGUUUGAAGAAGCAAAACACAUGCUUGCUGAUUUGACUAAGCUCUCCUUUGCUUUGGACAUGCGUGAUGAAGAGCUUAAGAAUAAUAUUUCAACAAUCGAAGAACUUUUUAGAAAGUUGAGUGAAAGGAGGUCAAGACUCGAGAAUUUGUUGGAUUCCCUGUUCUUGCAAAGUAACUCAGACACACUCGGUGAGGCAUCACAGGAUGGUGUUGCCUCAGGAACCCAAAAUCACAGCAGCAAGGGAGAAGAAAAGAAUGGCAAGGGUAAGAGAAAUACCAAGUCCAAGAAGGGGAAGAAAAGGGCUUCAACUGAAAGUAUUCCAUCAGAAGCUGAAAAGACUAGCAAAAAUGAAAAAGAAAACGAGAAGGGGAAAGGAAGUACCAAGUCAAAGAAGGGAAAGAAGGGCAAAAGAAAGAAGUAAUUUUAUGCAUUCUUGCUCUCAUUCCUGUUCCCUCUAAUAUGUUUUUUCCUUUUUUUUUUUUUUUUUUUUGUAUAUGUAGCUUUCAUCAAUGGCUUAUUUGUUUGUAAAUUUUUUUUUUUUUGGUAAAUUCUAAGCAAGUUGAACCCCAUCCUUCAGUUCUUUU